This is a messenger RNA of Seriola aureovittata, 3471 nucleotides long. RefSeq names its product Dexi homolog (mouse) (gene dexi). The transcript is spliced from 3 exons. Bases 172 to 594 code for a protein of 140 amino acids. The record is from RefSeq and is a predicted model, not a curated record. Lineage: Eukaryota; Metazoa; Chordata; Actinopteri; Carangiformes; Carangidae.
UAUGUUGAUUGAUAUCGUUAAAGGUCAAUCACAAGAGAGCCUGCUAAGCGGUGAGCCAAUCACAUGCCGAGGAUUCAGUUGUCGCUUUGUCGUCAGGAGUGUUUUGAUGCAUUUGGCAAAAAUGUUAGAAGGGACCUUUAGCUGUAGAAACAUCGCCAGAAGCGUGUAUUUAUGAAUGCUUUUCCAGGUCGGGACAAGGCGAAAUGGACGCCCCAGCCCCAUCACCCCAGACAGAUUUUUAGCGGUGACACCAGAAACUCGAGUCCGCCACAUCCUGGCCUCGCACAAUCCCGAGAAGUCAAACCGUGGCUGUCUUUGUUUUCUAUGACACACCAAAUUUAUGCCCAGCUAGAUUCGGUGGAAUCGCUCUUGGACGAUCUUCCAUAUAUGUUUUAUCUGGGCUUGUUCUUUGUGAACGUCUUGAUCCUCUACUAUGCCUUUCUGAUGGAGUACAUCGUCCUGAAUGUGGGGAUAGUAUUUCUGCCUGAGGACAUGGACCAGGCACUGGUGGACCUCGGGGUGCUGUCCGACCCUGCCUCUGUCCCUUAUGACACGGACACGGAGCUGGAUGUGUUUGAAGGCUAUCUUGAAUGACAAGGCCGUUCCGGAGGAAGAAAAAGACAUUUUUGGAGGAGGUGGUGGUGGUGGUGAUGCAGAGGUCCGGCGCAGGUUGGGUCAGCGUGAACACUCCCUGGUCAGUGAUGUGGGGAAAAAAUCCUUCCAAUCGGAUGCUGUUGUUGCCUUUCUGUCACACAGACACAUCGGUGAAAAAGUUGUCUCGGCUCAAAAGAAGGUAGCCUGAGGAAGACAUCCUGCACCGCCGGCUGCAUGAUGAGCGACUGUCCCAUGGAAAGAGCACUCUGUGCUGGAUCAGCUGUCAGUCAAUGUGUUGCCAGUCUAAUAGCAUUUGACUCUGGUUGGACACCAGUGGGGUCGCACUGACAUCUGUGUGCCUCACUGUGGACACAAUAGAAGAUAAAAAGGAAGCACAAUGUGCUGCAGGUGGAGAGAGAAAGCUGUUCCCUAUGGAAGAAAAAAAAAUAGAAUUAUAUCAGAGGUGUGGGGCAUGUUUCAGGUUGUCUCCAUUGCAGCCAGUUCAGAUACAGCAACCUGGCAUUUACACCCACCAGUUAUCCAGACUGUAAGAUCUCUGGUGGCUGACUGCAGAAGAAAAUGAAAUGAUACACUUGCCACUGCAGUCCCAGUGUGGUAAGACAUCUCAGAAGAACUGGCGAAGUGCAGGAAAACAAUGUGCACUGUAGGUCUGUUGCAAACUUAAUCACUCACAGAGCAAUUUGUUUAAUUUUUACGUUUUCAGAAAACAGAAUGCAUUGCUGCUUUGCAGGCUCACGCAUCCCAGAGGUGUGAUUUAAGGGAUAUACACACUCUCAGGAGCACAGUCAGGAACUUGCGAGAUAUAACACUGACACUGGACACAGGCUGUGAAACUAUAGGAUACAGGGGAGCCCUAAACUCUUAAAGCUCUCUUAUAAAUCAGGAACACCAUACUGCACUUGUCACACUCUUUCACUGUAAUGCAGAAAGUUUUUAAGUAUGUCUCGAUGUCACAUUAGAUAAUUGGGGUCUUUUGCAAAUUUAGUUUCCACUAGACAAUUAACAGUAAUAGAUUAGUUAUGACAGCAGGCCAAACGUGCCGAAAUUAUAUCAGUAUGAGUAAUGUCAAAGGCUCAAACCUCAUGCGGAAGAAAACCUCAAAAGAUAUUUGACAUGUUCAUUCUCUGUUUAUUGCAUACAUGUUUGUUGUUAUAAUUCUACAAAUGUGUGGUAGACACAUAGACAAGACUCAACGCAUGAUAUUGGUUGUGUUGGUUUUAUUUUUAGUUGUCAAAAUAUUCUUUAACGCACUUUCUUCUGUUUUUACUUUGUUAUGAACUUAGAAUUCAGUUCAUAAAAUGUGUAUUCUUGGCAGCAAUAAUAAACUGGAUUCAAGCAACGGGGCAAUUAAAUGGUUAAACAAAUGAUGUGUUGCAUAGAAUCAGGUAAUUAUACCAUCCGUCGGCUAGAUUUGGUUGUAGAUGGGUGGAAGAAAACCCUCGUGUCAGUAAAGGGACAGUUCACUUGAUUUACUAGAUAUUUGUAAGCCUUGAAAGUUCUGUACAUACUGUUGGUCUGUGAAGAGCACUUACAGCCCUGCUAAUUAACUACACAUUGAUUUACAUUGCAAUACAGAGGAACCAGUAUUUUCUCACAGCAUACUAUACCUGUCAACCAGAAUAAGCAACUUAUGCAUAAUAAUCAUUGCAUUAUGGUUGUUUUUCACCAAACAACCAAAGCUGUAGAGAUGAAAACCAUAUUGAAAUAUUUGUACUCACACUUUUCAUACUCUAAUCAAGCUUUAGUCCAAAAUUUCAUUGCCUGACCACCAGUGUUUUGAACAUUACGCUCCACCAGACAACCUUCACAAACAUGACUGUGCUCUAACUGUACUCAGUGCAUCUGCUCUGAUAUCAUUUCGAACAACAUUUUGCCGACUCGGCUUAAAUGCUUCACUAAACAUAGCCAGGUGAAUUAUCUGCUACCACAUAAUGUAAUGGUUUCAAAAGAAAAAAAAAGUGAAAUUCAAGAAGGUAAAAAAAAAAAAAAGACACUUAAACACAUUGAUUAUGCAGCACAGAUUUCAUCCAUCUGAAUCGUCCAUUAUCCAUUAAUCCAUGCAAGACUGUUUUUCCAAGAGUUGGUUCAACCGAUAUGGAUAACUGAUGGCUAAUAACCAAAUUCCUUCUUCAUUUUUUUUAUCAAGGCUGCCAUUAAGCAAUAUUUUAUGGUACAUUUACAAUGUUUGAAUUUGUUUGUGUAAAUCAGUAUGUCCAUAAUUCUAUUUUUGGCAAGGUAGAAAUUCCUCUGAAACAAGACCACAUGACUCUAAAGCUCAGGAUACUAAUGUUCUUCAAUAUCAAUAUAAAAAAAAAAACAUGCUUGUAUGAAAUCUGAUCAAAUAGUCAGAAUCAGGCAAGGGCUUCCAGUAGCUUAACAGUGAAUAGUUAAUACAAACUUGAGAAAGUGUGUAAUCGAUCUGCGUCAUGCUGGAAAUGGACGACGUUAACAGGCCGAUAUCUUAUUUUUUUAACGAAAGCUUAAUGUCAGCAGAUGAGUUUGGUAAUGCAAAAGCCACUCCCUGUACUGGGAAAUCAGUAGCAAGUGAGACUGUUUGUGCCAUUUCCCAGGCAUGAUGUCGCACUGCAUUGACCAGGCUCUGGUUAACACUCUGCUCACAGCAUCUUGAUUCAUUGAAAAGGACUGUGACAGAUCAUAGUCUUUGCUUGGUUUGUUGGGUGUCGUCAUCAUCAUCCUCAACAUAUAACCUUCACCUAGUUGCUUGUGUCCUCCCUCCACAUCUGCUGCUUUGCAGACAUGCAAAUGCUGUAAUAAGCUAUGGAUCGUAACAGAGUUUUAUUUUCCAAUGUGUCUAUUUAAUAAACUUUGAGCGAAUGCCAGUUUUUUGCCUCUUGA